GUUGGGGUCACUUGCGUGUUUCCCAUCGAUUUGGCCAAGACCAGACUUCAGAACCAGAGACCGGGCCAGCAAGUCUACAAGAGCAUGAUUGACUGCCUCAUCAAAACAGUACGAUCUGAGGGAUACUUUGGCAUGUAUAGAGACAUGGGUCCCCGCUGGGAUAGUGAAGGCUAGCCGAUAAGGCGCAGCCACGCUGGAGGCAAAUCAUUUAUCAUGGUUCUUACCUACUCUGCUCUAUUACAACUAGGCACCAAUUUUUUGUUUUAUUUAUAGAUAAUUGUUGAAUCAUUUUGAUAUUUACUUUUUUGCUUCUUGUUUCUUUGUAGAUUAUUUCUUAAUUUUUUUUUUCCACUUUCUUCACUGUCCUUGCUCUUGUCUCAUUCGGUACUAACCCAUCUUGCCAUGUUCUGUUAACAUCUAGAAUGUUUUGUUGGAUAUUAUCAUCAUCACUUACACUCAUUAUCUGCUUUCUUUUUUCUUUUUUCUUUAAGAUCAGUCUGAUCAUGUGAACAACUGCUGUGCUUCUUUUAAACACAGUGGUAUAUUUAAAAUAACAUGGUCCCAGUUAGGGGUGGGCAGUAUGAACAAAUUCUUACAUCAUUGUAAAUGUAUAACACAAUUGUUUUUACCUGAAUUCAAGUAAAAAAUAUUUUUAUAUUACAUAAUCAUGUAAUAAUGCUUGGUUUUGAUAAUGUAGUGAAUCUUAAUCUUAUUUUCUUGUAUAUAAAAUUUUUUUAUUAAAAAAAUAUUUAAACUUGAUUGGGGGGAGGGGGGGGGGGUAAAUCACCCAAAUUCAUAAUUCUGGCAUCAGUGUAAAACAGAUUUACUUUAUUUAACGAGUUUAAAAACAACAUCUGCACAACAUUUGAAGCUGUUGUAAAAUAGCCGUGACUGCACAUCAGAUGAUUUACUUUACUAAUGCUACAGUUAGCACAUGCAAAGCAUCAAAUCUGCACAUCAAAGCUGUCUUCAUCGGAAGCGAAGUGUUUGCAGAUUUAAUGCUGCAUAAACAGCAUAGCAAAUUCUCACAUUUCUACACUUGCACAGUAUAUACCGUCAUACUGCACAACUCUAAUGACAGUCUCUUUCUGGAAUGUGCCUGCAUUCUUUUCUCACUAAAUUGAAUAUUCUGUCUUAUAUUUCUAUCUUCUGUUUGUCUAUAUAUUAGUUCAUUUUAUUUAUUUUUUUCAUUUUGUUGAAUUUGUUCACAUUAUGUAAAAUCCCCCUCCAUCAUCUCACAGUUUUCUCAUAAGCUUUGCUUAUUUUCUUAGUCUGUUAGUGGCAUUUUUAUCUUAUCUACUUGAAUGGUACUUGAUAAGGUCAUGUUGUAGAUUUAUCUACUGGUUUGAUGGUGGUGGGGAAUGUGUGUUUGCUGAUCUGUGAUCAGUUGUGGUGUGGUUUUCUUAACCCUCUGUUUGUUUGUCUUUUAGGUGCUGCAGUUAAUCUAACACUGGUCACUCCUGAGAAGGCCAUCAAACUGGCAGCCAAUGACUUCUUCCGGUACCACCUCUCCAAAGAUGGGAGAGGGUUGACUGUAUUUAAAGAGAUGUUGGCUGGGUGUGCUGCUGGCAUGUGCCAGGUUGUCAUCACUACUCCAAUGGAGAUGCUGAAAAUUCAACUACAGGAUGCUGGGAGGCUAGCUGCACAGCAGAGAAAACCAGGCAUCAUCCCUCCAAAUAGACUGGCAACCACAAACGCGGUGCUGAGUCGCUCCUACAAUGUGGUACCCAAUGCCUCACCCAGGGCUAUAUCUGCCACCCAGAUCGCAAGAGAGUUACUGCACACUCAAGGCAUUCAGGGGCUCUACAAAGGCCUCGGAGCAACUCUAUUGAGAGAUGUACCUUUCUCCAUCAUCUACUUCCCUCUCUUUGCAAAUUUAAACAAGUUGGGCAAGGCCUCCCCUGAUGAUGCCGCACCAUUUUAUUGGUCAUUCAUCUCUGGAUGUGUUGCGGGCUCCACAGCAGCUGUUGCUGUUAACCCAUGUGAUGUGGUUAAGACCAGGCUGCAGUCUCUGAGCAAAGGAGCCAAUGAGGAAACCUACAGUGGCAUAAUCGACUGUUUCAGCAAGAUCUGGAAGCGAGAAGGGCCGUCUGCUUUCCUGAAGGGUGCAGGUUGCAGGGCUCUAGUCAUCGCACCGCUGUUCGGCAUUGUGCAGGUCAUGUACUUCGUCGGCGUCGGAGAGUUUAUCUUGAGCCAGUCCCCCCUAAAGCUAAUCUCUGACUGAACAGACCCCAGUACCUCUGAGUCAACCAAGACUGUGGCAGCUACGCAACCAACUGAACAUUUACAAGAAAAGAUAAACAUUAAUCAAGAUGGUAAAGUUGUCGAAAGAACGACAACGUCUACUCUUGUUAAGUUACUGUGAGUUUAUCCAGCCUUACUGCACUUCCUCUAUGGUUUACAUGCUUAUUUGAUGGGCUGUAGCCAGUGUUUUGCACUUGUUGGUAAGGAUAUGUCUGGAGGAGAGCGCUUAAGACGUGCUUACAUUUUCUAGAAGCAUAUAUGGAAGUUUCCCCUCAAUGAGGGAGACUGGUGUCGUGGUAAUGACACUAAUGACUGACCUUUUUUUUUUUUUUUUUUUUUUUUUCUCUCCAUCUAUCCACUUUGUACAAUUCUUUUUGUAUUAAUACUUGCUUUAUCUCUUUUUUUUUUUUUUUUUUUUUUUUUUUUUUUUUUUUCCUACUUGGAAUUCAUUUAUUUCUGUUCUUGUCACUGUUUUUAGUGUCUAAACAAUUGGGUUACUUAAUGCUUUUUGUUAAUAGUUUUAGGGAAUGUCACUGACUUCUAUUCCAUUUAGUUCCAUCAGAUGCACAUGCCCUCCAUCUUGCUCAAUUUUGGGGAUGUAUGUGAGGUGCAGUCUAAAAUUCAAGAUUAUCUUGAUGAUUACCUAAAACAGACCAACAUUUGAUGCAUAUCGUAUUUAUGCAAUAUUUGCAAUUUUGUAGACUUGCAUUUAUUUUUCCUUCCGUUACAUGGACCAGCGUGUGUUACAACUGUAAUUUCCUGAGAUUUCUAAUCCUAAAGCAUAGGUCAUUAUUUUCAGGUCAUGUGUUUGCCUUAAAUUAACACAAUUUACAAACUUUUCACAAAGUUUGAGGGACUCGGCCUUGAACAAGGCUGUAUAUUUAAGUGCUAUAAUGUGUUGUGACUACAGUAUUAACAUCAAUCCACAAUGACACUUCAACACAACGUAUUAAUUUCUGUUCAAUGGAAAUGGUUUAUUCAAUAUUGCAAAAAUAAAAAAGCAAAUGUUUA
Messenger RNA from Megalobrama amblycephala (Wuchang bream), 3255 nucleotides. RefSeq names its product solute carrier family 25 member 55a (gene slc25a55a). Gene Ontology annotation, biological process: malate-aspartate shuttle; L-glutamate transmembrane transport; aspartate transmembrane transport. The transcript is spliced from 8 exons. Gene Ontology annotation, molecular function: L-aspartate transmembrane transporter activity; L-glutamate transmembrane transporter activity. The record is from RefSeq and is a predicted model, not a curated record. NCBI's taxonomy places the organism in Eukaryota, Metazoa, Chordata, Actinopteri, Cypriniformes, Xenocyprididae. The coding region runs from base 1349 to 2224 and encodes 291 amino acids.